This is a messenger RNA of Toxotes jaculatrix (banded archerfish), 2945 nucleotides long. Its product is annotated as phosphatidylinositol transfer protein beta isoform. Gene Ontology annotation, biological process: phospholipid transport. Lineage: Eukaryota; Metazoa; Chordata; Actinopteri; Toxotidae. Gene Ontology annotation, cellular component: cytoplasm. The record is from RefSeq and is a predicted model, not a curated record. Bases 43 to 858 code for a protein of 271 amino acids. Gene Ontology annotation, molecular function: phosphatidylinositol transfer activity; phosphatidylcholine binding; phosphatidylcholine intramembrane carrier activity. The transcript has 11 exons.
GUAGCUGGGUAGCGUCAGUAGUGUCGAGAGGAGCGAGCUACGAUGGUCCUCAUCAAGGAGUACCGUGUGGUUUUACCCUGUAGUGUUGAGGAGUAUCAAGUUGGACAGCUGUUCUCUGUGGCUGAAGCGAGUAAAAAUGAGACGGGUGGUGGUGAGGGCAUUGAGGUACUCAAGAAUGAGCCCUAUGAAAAAGAUGGAGAGAAAGGACAGUAUACACAUAAAAUCUACCACUUAAAGAGUAAAGUCCCAGGGUUUGUCAAGCUGUUAGCCCCUGAAGGCUCCCUGAUAUUCCAUGAAAAAGCUUGGAAUGCCUACCCCUACUGCAGAACCAUUGUGACGAACGAGUAUAUGAAAGAUAAUUUCUUCAUUAAGAUUGAGACGUGGCACAAACCAGACCUUGGAACGCAAGAAAAUGUGCACAAACUAGACAAUUCCACAUGGCAGAAUGUAACUGUUGUGCCUAUUGACAUCGCAGACAGAAGUCAAGUGUCCCCUGCUGACUACAAGCCAGACGAGGAUCCUGCCAAGUUCAAGUCAGUUAAGACCGGCAGAGGACCUCUUGGGCCCACCUGGAAGAAAGAGCUGGUUAGUAAGACUGACUGCCCAAGGAUGUGUGCCUACAAGCUGGUCACAGUCAAGUUCAAGUGGUGGGGCCUGCAGACCAAAGUGGAGAACUUCAUCCAUGAGCAAGAGAAGAGGAUCUUCACCAACUUUCAUCGCCAACUCUUCUGCUGGAUUGAUAAGUGGGUGGAGCUGACUAUGGAUGAUAUCCGGCAGAUGGAGGCAGAGACGCAGAGGGAGUUGGAUGAGCUUCGCAAAAAGGGUGAAGUACGAGGAACCAGUGCUGCAGACGAAUGAAAACGCAAAGGAUUUCAAACACCCACGAUGACGGCAGCGAUGGUCCUUUGGUGCCACUUUUUACCUUAACUGAUUCCGGCUGUGGAGGAGGGGGCGCUGCUACCUGCAAUCAGUAGAGCAGAUCCCUGACUUUCACCCAAUCAUAGAUAUUCUAUUCAUUGAGGAAUUGAUUUCUAGAAACCAACACAAUCCUAGCUGAUAAGACUCCGGCUAAUUUUGAUUUCCUGGCCAGAGAAAGGCUGGGUAUCACCAUCAUGUUAUUGACAAGACCUAGCCUUCUGGAGAGUUAUGAAGAGGAGCUACUUGCAGGGGAGGGGGGAGGAAGAGAGGGAGCGAGAGAGAGAUUUUUUUUUUUUUUUUUAAGAAAAUCAAUUUCAUUGGUAUGAUUCCUUGAUUGCACAGUGGCAGGUGUUUGACCAAAUGUUUCCUCUGUAUUAUUAUUAUUAUUAUUAUCAUUUUGUUAAUGUUACCCUCCAAAUCAUUCCUCUGAAGAUGAUGAUGCCCUGUCUGACCUCUCUUUGUCUCCUUGGUUUUAACUGUACACACUGUGUCUCAUUGGUUUACAUUCCCUGGCAUGAGUCUGUCUGUUUGUCGUACUCAUGUUCCUUCCUGCCACAGCCUCCAUUAAGAGAUUACUAACACCCUUGGCGCCUUGGCCCAUUGUAAUCCUCCCCCUCCAUCACCCCACCUUACCCAAAGCACUGCAUCUUAUUAGCACUGACAAUCAUGUCCGUACAGGUAUUCGCUCUCACUCCCAUACAGAUUUAAUAGAAGCCCACACAUGCAUAUGGUAUAGGCAUUGCACACAUGAGGAUAAACAUGUGAAUCCAUUCUCACACAUACACACACACUUGCAGGUGUGGAUGCCUUUGCGGUGACUGAUCUCUUAAAAGCUCAAGCUGGGCAGAUCCAUGCAAGCUUGUUCAGCUAAAGGAUGUUACUUUGGAAGUGUUUACAGCUCUCAAUGUUUUUUUGUUUUUUUUCCUCUAACCGCACACUCCCUAUUCUGAAGACAUUUACACACAACAUACAACACAGCAUUCACCUCCCUUAACAGAUGUCCCCAGAGAAAAACUGCACUGAAAAACAGCCACAGAUGGUGCUACACCCCUCCGGCCGCUGUCACAAGCCAAACUGCACCGCGCUGCUCGUCCCACCUUACCCAGCCCGCCCCAGAGGCCCAUCUCACUCAUCUGGUUCUCAGAGGUAGACCGUCUCCAUCUCUUCCUCUGCUUCAUUCUUAGGUGUGUUUACAUAUUCAUAACCACCUUAUCAGUGUCCUGUCAACACCAGCACCACACACUGCUUGCCUUAAUCUCCAGAUAUUUAUAUCUAUCAGACCUGUUAUACCUUUCAUACCUCUGCUGCCAGCUGCUGCUCUAGCUACCUCCCUUGUUUUUGACUGGCAAUUUUCCUGACACCUAAAUGUUAGCGCUAGCUAUUAGCUGCUACCUGUUAGGAGUAAAUCGUGGCAGACAGAGCUUUUUGAACGAAGUUGUCUUUUGUGAUGACUCUUUGUUUUCUUCAGGGUGUAGAGUUGCAUGCGAUUCCCUUUCAUGUUUCCUGAUGUGUCACAGUGCCUGAGCAAGUGCUAAACCUUGGUGUGCACUGUCGUUGCUGCAAAGGGCUGCAGAUUUACAUUGCCGCCUCUGACUAGCUGUGUGAUGGAUAUGCCAUUUUAAUGACACUCGACUUUUCAACUCCAUUGUGCACUUUCUCUGCUUUCUCCACUCCCAGUGUUACAUAUGUAUACAGUAGAAGUGGUUUCCUCAUCUGAUUCUUUAACGGUGUUUUGUUUUUGUGUGCGUCAGUGUCUUAAAUUGUGCAACAGGAAGUGGGGAUUUGUUUUUAGAGAUCUGUUUUCCACAUUUUUAAGACACUGAUAUGAUGAAAUAUUCUGGGUUCAAAGAUUCUCAUGUUUUUAUUAUCUGUGUCAGUCUAAUGAGGGAUUGUGAUCACUUCCUCAGUACUGGGUUAUUGGCUUGUCCAAAGAGCAUAAAUGGAUGUUUACAUGUGUUCAGCAGUUGUAGGCUGUUUUUAAAUAGGAAAACUUGGAAGCUAAUGUCUGAGGCAACUUUUUUUAUUUU